Molecule: messenger RNA, 1962 nt
Organism: Labrus bergylta (ballan wrasse)
Lineage: Eukaryota; Metazoa; Chordata; Actinopteri; Labriformes; Labridae
Source: RefSeq, a predicted model, not a curated record
CUGUGAGGCAUUAGGACUGAAGAAGAAGACGGAAAAGUAGAAGUUGAAUAAAAAAGGAAACGGGGAUAGAGACAAAAAGGGAUACUUAUGUUUGGACUGCCCACAGAAGAUGUUCUGGUGAACUUAAUGAAGUCCCAGAGGAGAUCGAGGCUGAUUUUUUGGCUGCUGAGGAUGAUUUUUUCCUGAAUAUCCCCGCUAUCUACUGCCCUCAACCUCCCAUCAUCCUCUUCACUGUCCUCACCCACACCAACUGCCUCCAUCAUGAACCACACCCCAAGCCCCCACCUGUCAGAAGGCGGGAAGUCGACCAGAGGGGACAUACUGUGCAGCCUCGGCCUGGGCUCCGACAGGGGGAUCCGUUCUCCGGACAGCUUUACCCACACCCCCAGCCCCACUGGAGGAACCCCCAGCUCCAGCCCCCCGCUGCUGCUGUCCCCUGGUCUGGGAAGCCUUGGGCUGGGUUCCUUGGGGGCCAUGUGUGAGGGAGCCGGGGCCGACUGGGAGAGCAGGGAGGAGCUGAGGCUCAGGGAGCUGGAGGAGGCUCGAGCCAGAGCCACUCAGAUGGAGAAGACCAUGAGGUGGUGGUCGGACUGCACGGCCAACUGGAGAGAGAAGUGGAGUAAGGUUCGUGCGGAGCGUAACCGUGCUCGUGAUGAGGUACGUCAGCUGAGGCAGCGGCUGGACACCGUCACCAAGGAGCUGACCAGCGUUCGGCGGGAGCGGCAAGAGCUCGCCUCAGAGAACGAGACCCUACGGCAGGAGACCCUGCGCCUCCGUGAUGACCAAACGGCUCCUCCUCCUCCGUCUGCCACUUCUCCGUCCUCCUCCCCUGCACACCCGUCCUCCUUCUCCUCUCCAUCGAUCCCCCCGUCCUCCCCUGCUUCCUCCUUCUCCUCGCAGGUCCACACCGAGACCAAACUGGACAGGGUAGGGGAGGGGCCCCCGGCUCCAGAGCCAGAGCCGGUUAGGGAUGUGGACUUGGACAGACAAAAGAUGGCUCAACAACAGGAAUUGGAAGCUCUAGAGUCGGCUCUGGGUUCAGGAGACUCUCCUGAGGCCUGGGAAAGUCGAGGCGGUGUUAACUCGGCCAGCUCUCGCUCGUCCUCGGGUCCGAGCCGCCAGGAGCGCAGCAGGCAGCUGUGGGAGGACAUCAGCACGGUGGAGGAAGAUUCCAGCAAACUCAACGCCCUGCAGCUACGGCUGGACGAGUCCCAGAAAGUCCUGCUGAAAGAGAGAGAAGACAAGCUGGCAUUGAGUAAAAGCAUUGAGAGGCUGGAGGCCGACCUCAGUCAGUGGAAACUUAAAUACGAGGAGCUCAGCAAGAGCAAACAAGAGGCCCUCAAACAGCUGAACCUGCUGAAGGAAAUUCACCAGGAUGAACUCGGCCGCAUAUCUGAAGACUUGGAGGAUGAACUGGGAGCCCGGACCAGUAUGGACAAGAAACUAGCCGAACUCCGAGCAGAGAUGGAGAGGCUGCAGGUGGAGAACGCUGCAGAGUGGGGGCGCAGGGAGUGUUUGGAAACAGAGAAACUUGCCCUGGAGAGGGACAACAAGAAGCUGAGGGCUCAGGUCGAGGACCUGGAGGAGCAAAUGGCAAAAAAACGCCGGCAGUCCGCCUCUGCACUGGACACCGACCUCAAAGCGAUCCAGACCGAGCUGUUUGAAAGAAACAAGGAACUGGCCGACCUUCGCCACAUUCACUCCAAACUGAAGAAGCAGCUCCAGGAGAAGACGGCCGAGCUCUCCCACGCCAACCGGAGGGUGGAGAGCCACGAGGCCGAGGUCAAGAAGUUACGACUUCGGGUGGAGGAGCUGAAGAAAGAGCUAGGACAGGCCGAGGAUGAGUUGGAUGAGUCUCACAACCAGACCAGGAAACUGCAGAGGUCUCUGGACGACCAGGUCGACCAGACUGAGAACCUGCAGGUGCAACUGGAACACUUGCAGUCAAGGUAGGACAAACAC